GUCCCGGGAGGUGCCGUGGAGAUAUCCAAUGCCGCGGUUGUAAACGAUUGAUGGGCUUGGUGCAAGAAGCGAUUGCAUUUUUACUGCUUUAAUUGACCGAGCUCUGAUUAUUUGAAGUCCUCAGAGGGUACGCAGGACUUUGAGGAGGAGUAAGGGAUUACUGGCAUGUCAUUCAUGUGAAUUAAGUGUUGGCCGUCGACAGAAGUAAAACGAAACCUCUCACGGGCAGAGCAAUGUGUGUUCGCAGUGUUACAGAGGUGCGGUAUCAAAUCUCCAUCCUCUCGCUCUGCACUACCCACUAUUUCCUCUCCCUGAUAUUCGUUCCCAAGGCUUUCGUUGAUUCUUCUCCAUCAAUGGGAACACCGAUCCAAGACACGUAAGUCAGCGAAAGAAAGAUGAAGACGAAGUUUAAAGUCUAAUCGUUGAGCUUCAGUGGCAGGAUGGAAACCCUUGGAAGAUACAGUUACUUCAAGGAGUUUUGCAUCAUUCAAUAUUGAAGCUGCUCUGAGGGAUGUUUAACCUCAGUGAUUCCUCAUAAGUACGGCUUUUGAAUUAAAGCAUGAACAAGCAGUGUUGUACUUUUUAAGGACCAAAUUCUGAAUUUAAAUGUGAAAGCUUUAUUAAAUAAUGAACACUAAAAGCCAUAUCAAGGACAACAAUGCUUGCUUCUGUCAAAAGUGAUAAAAGUGUUCACCAAGUGGUUUUUACUCAUCUGUUUUGCAGUUUACAGUUGUGUUUCUUAUACCUGUUAAAACUUGAUUAUAAAUUGCAAUGAGGAGAAAACCACAAAGGAUUAAAAAAACUUUAAAUGUUUAUAAUCAAGAUCACUGUGUAGUGUUGCUGGGUGACCAUAUGCAUGUGGUGGUUCACCCAGAGAUGACUCAUUUCAGAUGAAAUUAAUCCUUAAAUAAUGAAAGCAAAUAACAUGUAUAUAUGUACUCAGGAAAAAAAAAAUCUGCACUCACUUUCUUGCAACUAAUUUAUCUACUUCUGUUUCUCUUGCUAUAGCACAUUCUUUUACAGGAAGAAGUUUGCUAUUUUCUUAACAUCAGCAUUGUCAUGAGAAUUGAGCUCUAUAUCUUGGGACACGUACCUCCCCAUCCCCUCAGGGCAAUGAACCUGUGAACAGAUUAACCCCUGAAAAGUCAGGCAGUCCUAAUCAAAACCUCCAGAACAAUGUAGUCUCACUGCAACUCUGGCAUGUUUACCAAUAGACAAAGCAAUAAUGACUUUCUCAUGGUUUCUGACUCCUUUAAUGACUGUUAUGUUCGUUUCUCAUACUUUCAGAUGCACAAUAUACCCAGUAUGCUCUGCAGGUUGUUGCAGGAUUGUGCUGUAAGCAUUGCCUUUCCAUUCAUAUGUCUGUCGCCUCAUUAGUUUUGAUUAAUUUCUAAGCUUGUCUUUCCAGACAUCAGUUUUUGGAAGUCUUGGAAUAAUAAAUUGUCAGGGCCACUCCUUGUUCAGUGAACACCUGGGUUUCUGUUGCCUUUCUCAACCUUCAGAUGUAAGAUGCUACUUAGAUUAAAACAAUUAUGUUUUUGGGGAAGGAAAAGGCAUGUCUACCCCCGCAGGUACUGGAGGGAUGGAGUUCUCUCCCCACCUUGCUUCUCCACACAGCAGUGUAACUGUGGUGUUGUGUUCUGCUAAAAUAGCUGCUAGACAGGAUCAGCUUGUACCUGAUUAGCAUGGAGCAUCAGAGCCCAGUGCAGGCCUCUCUGCACCUAUCCACAGACACAGGGACACAAUAAAUACUUCAUCUACCAACAAACGGGAGCUGGCAGGCUCUGCUGUGCCAGAGCACUGAAACUACCCAAACUGGGAGCCAAGAUAGCUUUCACAUCCAUCAUUUUCAUCUCAUGUAUCUUGGUUGGGAAUGCACCCCUGAGGCAAAAAAAACAAAUGCCCUGCUGUGUGUAAAAUGAAAGGCAAAGAAACUGGAUCUGUUUCAGAACAUUACCACACUUUUGGGUUUCCAUGUAUUUUAGAAUGGUUUUAUGUAAGAGUAUCAAAGAUUUCCAGAUCUCUUGGAAUAGUAAUGGAGCCCCUGCAUGUCCUCAAAGGCCCCCCUUGGGACACCUCCACAUAUUCCCUGUGGAGUUCAUCACUGCAUGUGCCAAAAGCUCACUGAAUCCUGAAUAUACCAAAUAUCCUACGUACACCUGGUACUGUCAAAGACAGUCAGAGUAGAAUCCUGGCCUUGUGGGGACAAUUUAAUUUAAUGUGUGCAGAAAGUCAGCUGACAAGUCAACAACUGACUAGUUCCAUGGGGCAUUUAUGCACAAGUAGCUGGUGCACAAUCAUUUUAAUGAAAACAACUGCAUGCCAUUCAAUAUACAAUGCACAUAUUAGCUUUCCUUGUUUGAAUCAAGUGAAGACUGUACUUCUAGGUCAAAAUGUCUUACAUUUCCUCUUCUCUGCAUAUUCAUUUUCAAUUAGGAAGCUAUUACUGUAUGUUUGGAUGACCACUGCCUUUUGAUGACAAAAUGUUUUAGUCUUCCUGACCUCUUCUCUUUUAUUCCCUACUAUAUUACUAGAGGCUGAGGUUAAUGAUAGUUUUUGUAUCUGAGAUUUAUAUAAUUCAAGCAUCUUUGCUUGAAGAUUGUGGAUUUUCAAACGGAUUUGUGAUUGGCAGGGUCUUCAUAAAAAUAAAUCAAACUCAGCAGUGAUUCCUCCCCCUUUAUUCUUUCAUUUCCUGCUUCCUGUUACUCACAGUUGUUGUCUUGUCCUUGCACUUUUCUUCCACUUUCUUUUAUUUUCUCAAAACGGGCUGUGCAACAGAAAAAUCUGGUCACAUGCAUGCCCAAGAGAUUAACUGACCUUUGUGCCUUUAAGCCUCCUGAGCUUGAGUUCAAGUCAGAACAGCAAAGACAGAACCGGCAGCAGAUUUAUCUUUCUGGAAAUAAGUAACAGGCUCUUCAAAGCCCCACGAGAGGUGUCUAUUGCCUUAUUUCUGAUCUAAUCUUACUCUAAGUUCUGAAUGUUUAUAAAUUGCUUGUAAAGAUGGAAGCCUGGAGUAAAAGUCAAAACCUAGUCUGUUUUCAGUUGUUUGAGGUCGGGUGCACCGUUGAUUCUCGAUUACAGGCCAAAGUCUGCUCCAGCAGAAGGCUUUGACUUCCCAGGAGCAGGGCUGACCCUGCCCAGCAGUGAAAGCACUCACCUGAAUGAGCCUGCCUUAAUCACAUGGUGGUCAAAGCAAACAAGAAAAUUAAUUCCUGACCAUCUGCAAGGAGAGGAGCCCCAGCCUUCUUUGCAAGUGCUACUUCUUCUUUAUGCACCUUAAAGCGCAAAAGGUGAAGCCAAAGGAGUGCAAUUGGUCUUUCACUUUUCCUGGAUUUCUGUUAUUUAGGGCAGCAAAUAAAAACAGGGCAUAGUCGUUCUUCCUAUACGCAGAAAUGGCUUCAAGAAGCCACUACGAACAGGAGUCGGGGAGAUGCAAACACUUCUUACCGAAUUUAUGUGCCAGGGUCGCCCUUUGCCGCUUCCCCCCGUGCCGUGCAGCCCACGGCAUUUAUCACUUCACCGCCCGGCGGGAGCGGCGAGAUUGAGCUGCCCGGGCUUCCCGACAGGAACCGGGCCGGGAAGGCAGAGAGAUCAGCGAGGCAAACCUGAUGAGGGGACCCAAGGAGGUAUGGGGAGCGGGUCGGUGGUCGGGGCUGGGCCGGGCUCUGAGAGCCGCCGGGGGCAGAACCGUGAGAGCAACUUCAGCCCAGCUAGAUGGACUUUCACGUUUGAACCGUCAGGGGCACCCGCGCUGCCCCAGCCCGGGGCGCGUUCCAGGCGGAAGCGGAAGGGCCGGGCAGCAGCGGCAGGAACGGCAGGAACGGCAGGAACGGCACGAACAGCGGCGGUAGCGGUCGGUAGCGGGGGCAAAAAUGCCUGCAACAUGCGACUUCGUUACACUCCACACUGGGCAGAAGAUGCCUCUCGUGGGACUGGGAACUUGGAAAAGUGACCGUGGCCAAGUGAAGGAGGCAGUGAAACACGCUCUCAGCGUGGGCUAUCGCCACAUCGACUGCGCAGCCGCCUACAGCAACGAGGCCGAGAUCGGGGAGGCCUUCCAGGAAUGUGUUGGGCCCAACAAGGUUAUUAAAAGGGAGGACCUGUUUGUAACAUCAAAGCUCUGGAAUACCAAGCACCACCCAGAAGAUGUAGAGCCAGCGCUGAGGAAAACACUUGGAGAUAUGAAACUGGAUUACCUGGACCUGUACCUCAUGCACUGGCCUCAUGCCUUUGAACGAGGGGACAAUCUCUUCCCAAAGAAUCCCGAUAACACGAUGCGUUAUGACUACAUUGAUUACAAGGAGACCUGGAAGGCUAUGGAGAAACUGGUGGAAAAAGGUCUUGUGAAAGCCAUUGGGCUGUCAAACUUCAACAGUCGUCAGAUCGAUGACGUACUAAGUGUGGCUACUGUGAAGCCAGCUGUGCUCCAGGUGGAAUGCCAUCCUUACCUAGCUCAGAAUGAGCUGAUUGCUCACUGCCAGAAACGAGGACUGGUGGUCACUGCCUACAGUCCCCUUGGCUCUCCAGAUCGCAUGUGGAAACACCCAGAUGAGCCUGUGCUGCUAGAGGAACCUGGGGUCAAAAAAAUUGCAGAAAAAUACAGCAAGUCACCUGCACAGAUCAUCCUCAGAUGGCAAGUGCAGCGUGAAGUGGUUGUCAUUCCCAAGAGUGUCACUCCUGCUCGCAUUCAGCAGAAUCUCCAGGUGUUUGACUUCAGCCUUGCAGAAGAGGAGAUGAGCCACAUUGGAAGUCUGAAUAAAAACUGGCGUUACAUCGUGCCAAUGAUUACGGUGGAUGGAAAGCUAGUAGCCAGAGAUGCUGGACACCCCCACUACCCCUUCAAUGACCCCUAUUAACUACUGGAAAAUAAGGUGUUGAAGUAAUGCUCCUGUGUGUGCCCUUCCACAAAGUAAUUGUUACCAUGAUUUGUCAAAAGCACCAUCCAAAUUUAAACCUUCCUUCCCAAGUAGGUUUUCCUACAAUGUGCUACUUCUAACCAACCUCCUGCCUGGAGAUCCUAAUAGCCUCAGUGCCAAAGUUUGUGGAGUUAUUACAAUGACUGCAAGCUGGCUCCUGGAGGCAUCAGAUCUUUUGGAGAUCAGAUAAAGAGUGAUGGAGUCUAAGUCAAGUUCCAAAAACAUUGUUAUCAGACUAGGGCAUUACUUUGGGUAAUUACUUUGGUCAAUACCAUGAAACGGUUUUGAAAACUUCAGUUACUGCCAUGAUGAGGGAAAAAAAAGAAGGCUGAAGGCAUGAAAGGUUUUUAGGACUAAAGAACUGUUCUGCCAUCAACUUUGAUAUCUUUAUUGAUAAUUUUUUUACGCAGGGAAAAAGGUGAAAUAUGCUACAUGUGCUAUGUCUAUAAACCAUUCAUUAAAACUCAAGUAAUCAGC
This is a messenger RNA of Cinclus cinclus, 5393 nucleotides long. RefSeq names its product aldo-keto reductase family 1 member A1 (gene AKR1A1). Gene Ontology annotation, biological process: aldehyde catabolic process. The record is from RefSeq and is a predicted model, not a curated record. The transcript is spliced from 9 exons. Gene Ontology annotation, cellular component: cytosol. Lineage: Eukaryota; Metazoa; Chordata; Aves; Passeriformes; Cinclidae. Gene Ontology annotation, molecular function: aldose reductase (NADPH) activity. Bases 3873 to 4856 code for a protein of 327 amino acids.